AUGGGUAGUUCGCUGUCAUCGUCCAUUCCAAAUUAUAGCACAAAAAUUCAGACAAAAGAUGGGAAAACAUUUACGAUUUUCUAUCACGAUUUGGUCGACCACCUGUUGUUACUUCGUAAAGUCAUUGCUCAUCCGGAAAUGACCCAGCAGGGUGAAACUCUCAAUUAUUUUAUUAAAGAUUACUGUAAACGAAUGGCACAACAAGAAAUGAAAACUAAAGCUCAACAGUUAAAAUUACCAUGGCAAAUCGAGUGGAUCUGGCACGUUCAUCGCCUUCAUCCACUUGCCUAUCAAAACGACUGUUUAAAACAGCUCAACGGUCAACUGGUCGAUAAAACUGUUCGAAAAUUAUUUUAUAAAAAAAAAGACCCAGUCGUCGUUUUCACUUCGACCAAAGAUUCAUCAUUCGUUCCCUCAAUCGAUUUAGCAAAAGCUGUACUUCGUCAACGAGAUUUUCUUGAUAAAUUUCAGAGACAUCAACUAUUUGCAUUUGAUUUACGGAAGCUCAAUCGUACCACAUUUCAAAAUUUGGUGCAAAAUUAUAUUUCGUUUUUGAAACUGGCCACGAAAAAUGAAAUGAUCGUACCCACGUUUGACAUUGACAUUAUGUGGCAUACACAUUUGAGAUAUCCGUCACGUUAUCAAGAAGUUUGUAUCGCUUUGUGCGGGUUUCUUCUGGAUCAUGAUGACUCGAUCGAAAGCGGCACUCUGACAAAUGCCUAUCAACAGACAGCUGACCGGUGGAAAAAAGCCUAUCGGUCGGAGUAUGGCCAAGAUGUCGAUCGUAAUCAUUUACAGGCCUCUAGAUAUCUUAGUUCGUGUGCUAUGGUUUUUAUGCCCGUUUUUAUUGGCGGUGGAGGAUAUUCGUCUUGCGGUGCAAUUGGAGGCGAUGGUAAUUGCGGCGAUGUAGCGUGUGGUGGAGGUGGAGGUGGGGAUGCAUGCAGUUCGUGUGGUAGCGGUGGAGGUGGAGGUGAUAGUGGCGGAGGUUGCGGAUCGAGUUGUGGAGGGGGAUGUGGAGGUGGUUGUGGUGGAGGCUGCGGUGGUGGUUAA
Molecule: messenger RNA, 1050 nt
Organism: Didymodactylos carnosus
Lineage: Eukaryota; Metazoa; Rotifera; Eurotatoria; Philodinida; Philodinidae
Source: the annotation of a GenBank genome assembly